Oryzias latipes (Japanese medaka) is the source of this 1366-nucleotide messenger RNA. RefSeq names its product trans-golgi network vesicle protein 23 homolog B (S. cerevisiae) (gene tvp23b). Gene Ontology annotation, biological process: protein secretion; vesicle-mediated transport. Gene Ontology annotation, cellular component: Golgi membrane. Lineage: Eukaryota; Metazoa; Chordata; Actinopteri; Beloniformes; Adrianichthyidae. The record is from RefSeq and is marked validated.
ACGUUUUGGUCAGCUGACCUUCGUGAGCGGUGACGUGGAAACACAGUAUGUAAGCAGGAAGAGCGCAUUUACCAUAAUAACGAUGCUAACCGGGGAUACCAACGAUGAAGAUGUGUCUCUGUUCGAUGCUGAAGAGGAUUCGGGGAGAAAGUCAAAGAAGACGGGUGUUAGGCACCCGGUGGCGUCUUUCUUCCACCUCUUCUUCAGAGUCAUCGCCAUCAUUGUCUAUCUGCUCUGUGAGUUAAUCAGCAACAGCUUCAUCGCCUGCAUGGUCACCAUCAUCCUCCUCCUGUCAUGUGACUUCUGGACAGUGAAGAACAUCACUGGCAGGUUAAUGGUUGGUCUGCGGUGGUGGAACCAGGUGGACGAUGACGGUCGGAGCCACUGGGUUUUUGAAUCCAGGAAGGGCUCUGGGAAGCAGCAAGUGUCCAACUCAGAUUCUCGAAUCUUUUGGCUUGGACUGAUAAUUUGCCCAAUCAUCUGGGUCCUAUUUGCCUUUAGCACACUGUUUUCCUUCAAGAUUAAAUGGAUGCCGGUGGUGAUCAUGGCUGUGGUGUUGCAAGGGGCCAACCUUUACGGGUACGUGCGGUGCAGAGUAGGAGGGAAGACCAACCUGAAGAACAUGGCCACCAACUAUUUUGGUCGACAGUUCCUGAAGCAGACGCUGUCGAAAGAAGAGGAGUCGUAGGCUUCAGCUCUGCGACGAAGAACCCAUACAUCACACCUAAUGCUGUGAUCUAUUCUUUUACCAAAAGGACACGUAGAAACAUGUUUUAGUCCAGCCGUAGACGGGUUAGAACAUGUGGCUGACUAAAGCCGUUGUCUGUGUUUUCCCAGCAAUAUACAGCUUCAAACCAUCGCUACAGGUGGGACAUGUUAAUGGUACAACUUUACAUUAGCAUGUAGUGUAUCGAGCCUUUUUGUUUGUCUCAUGUUUUUAGUUCUAGUCACUUCAGGACAGCUGGAAGGCUUUGAGGAUGGUUGUAAAACAUGUUUCCUUUGCAGAACUUACUCCAAAGUAUUCCAAGUCAUUUGUAAAUAUGUAAGUAAGGAUGCCGUAUAAAGCCUUUUUGUGCAAAUACAUUUGUAACAUUUUCCUGAAAGUGUGAGCUCUUAUUAAAAAUAAAUCAAUAAAAGUCAGUAUUGGAGACGCUGCAGAAUCCACUGAAGGAGCAGUGACUGCAGUUAGUCUGGAAGCAUGAAGCCUCAAACUCCAUCCCACUUCCAGAGUCAAAGUUAGGAUCUGAGUUUCAAAUCAGAGGAUCUUUCUCAGUCUCUGGGUGGAUUUUCUUUUUGUAGAUGAGUUUUUUUUCCCAGUGUUAUUGAAGUUGCUAUCAGUCAGAUUGUCGGGAAAAUUAAACUGUGU